AUGAGCACUUGCGGACCUAAGAAUCGGUCUUUCCAGAAGCGUGCCAUCACGAGACAAGAGACAGUGGUCUCUUUACCGGACGAGAUCAGGUACGAACACGCCAGUGCUGUUUUUCUCGUCAUCAGCACCGCCACGCGGGGGCUGUACGGUUUGCAACAUCUGAGGCGGCCUCUUCCGAUACUCAAACUUGAGAAAGUUGGCAAGAGGCUCUUAGUCUGGGGAGCAGCAGGUGGCGUUGGCAUGCAAGUUGUCCAAUUUACGACGGCAUCUGGGUUCGAUGUCGCUGCGACAGCUUCGCCCGAGUCCGCCAACCCAACUCCCCAGGGCAAACGUGGUUACUAA
Molecule: messenger RNA, 342 nt
Organism: Rhinocladiella mackenziei CBS 650.93
Lineage: Eukaryota; Fungi; Ascomycota; Eurotiomycetes; Chaetothyriales; Herpotrichiellaceae
Exons: 1
Coding region: 1-342 (113 amino acids)
Molecular function (GO): oxidoreductase activity, acting on NAD(P)H
Source: RefSeq, a predicted model, not a curated record